Molecule: messenger RNA, 1846 nt
Organism: Mercurialis annua (annual mercury)
Lineage: Eukaryota; Viridiplantae; Streptophyta; Magnoliopsida; Malpighiales; Euphorbiaceae
Product: 11S globulin seed storage protein Ana o 2.0101-like
Exons: 4
Coding region: 132-1658 (508 amino acids)
Molecular function (GO): nutrient reservoir activity
Source: RefSeq, a predicted model, not a curated record
AUGGUUUCCGCAACCCAACAUUGUCUUCUUCCAUUUCGUUUCACAGGCGCAACUUUGUACUCUUCUAUGGAGUUUCAAGACACCUGCAUAACCUAACUUUAUUAUGUGUAACACCUACACCAUUCGUAGCCAUGCAAAUCAAACUCACCUUCUUCUAUAAAUACCAAUCUCCACCAUCACCAUUUUCAUCCCAUCAUCAGCACAAAACACACACCAUUAUGGCUAAGCCUUGUGCAGUACUGCUCUCUGUUACUGUUUUUCUUCUUGUUCUGCUCCAUGGCUCCGUAGCUCGCCGUGAGUUUAUGCAGCAGGGUAAUGAGUGCCAACUCAGUCGGCUCCAUGCUCUCGAACCGGAUAACCGUGUCGAGUGUGAAGCUGGUCUGGUUGAGUCGUGGAACCCGAACCGCGACCAGUUUCAAUGCGCUGGUGUGGCUGUGGUUAGGCGUACCAUUCAGCCUAAUGGCCUUUUGUUGCCAUCUUAUAGCAAUGCUCCUCAACUCUUAUACAUAGUUAAAGGUAGGGGUAUGACUGGUAUGCUGUUCCCUGGAUGUGCUGAAACAUUCCAAGAAUCUCAAGAAUCAGCAGGAGGCAGCAGUAGUAAAUUUCAAGACCAGCACCAGAAGGUUAGACAUUUCCGUCAGGGAGAUAUUAUUGCUCUGCCCGCCGGAGUCGCUCACUGGUGUUACAACGAUGGCAAUGAACCGGUUGUUAUGGUUUCUGUUCUUGACACUGCCAACAAUCACAACCAGCUUGACAUCAACCCUAGAAACUUCUAUCUUGCUGGUAACCCGGAAGAUGAGUUCGAGCAGUUCAAACGGGGCACCGAGCGUGAACAGCGGCCACUUCGCCGUAUUAGAGAGCGACAACAAGGUUCUUGCAACAAUCUGUUCUGCGGAAUGGACUCGCGAGUUCUAUCGGAAGCUUUCGACAUCGAUGAGCAGUUGGCUAGGAAGCUUCAAAGCCGAAAUGACUACAGGGGCAGCAUUGUUCAUGUCGAAGGUGGACUUCAAGUAGUGAGGCCACCAAGAACUAUUCAAGAGAGACAAGAGCAAGAAGAGCGAAUGCGCGAACGUCGAACAGGACCACACUAUAAUGGCAUUGAAGAGACAUUUUGCACCAUGAGAAUCAAAGAGAACAUCGCUGAUCCCUCCCGCGCUGAUGUGUUUGUCCCAGAAGUCGGCCGCGUUAGCACAGUCAACAGCCACAACCUCCCCAUUCUUCGAUCGCUACAACUCAGCGCUUCUCAUGUGGUUCUCCGCAAUGAUGCUGUGAGGUUGCCCCACUGGAAUCUGAAUGCCCACAGCUUAAUCUAUGCAGUGAGAGGCCAAGCCAGAAUUCAGGUGGUGGACGAGAAUGGAAACAGUGUUUUCGACGGCAGCGUAAGGGAAGGACAGGUCCUAACGGUGCCGCAGAACUUUGUGGUGGUGAAAAGGGCAGAAAGCGAGAGAUUCGAGUAUGUUGCAUUCAAGACCAAUGACAACGCAAUGACAUCUGAUCUUUCCGGACGCACCUCCGCCCUUCGCGGUAUGCCAGUGGAAGUGCUUGCCAAUGCAUUUAGGGUUUCAAUAGAAGAGGCAAGCAGAAUCAAGUUUUCUAGAAAAGAAACAACCUUGGGUAGUAGCUCAAGGUUUCAGUCAGGAAGAAGGUUGGAUGCUUAAGUACUGAAAUUUUGGGGAUGUGUAAUAAGUCAGUACUGAAUCAGGAAAAAUAAAUGGGACUUUGAAGAAUGGUCUCUGUGUUUUAAACUGUAAGAAAAAAGAGCUUCUACUUGAAAAUAAAUGUUUGUUUUAUAAAUGAACUUAGUAAUGCAACUGAAUCUUCCUCCACAUAUAUAAACUGUAUCGUC